This is a messenger RNA of Melanotaenia boesemani (Boeseman's rainbowfish), 1021 nucleotides long. Its product is annotated as sperm surface protein Sp17-like. NCBI's taxonomy places the organism in Eukaryota, Metazoa, Chordata, Actinopteri, Atheriniformes, Melanotaeniidae. Gene Ontology annotation, molecular function: calmodulin binding. Bases 345 to 878 code for a protein of 177 amino acids. The record is from RefSeq and is a predicted model, not a curated record. The transcript is spliced from 5 exons.
CGGUUGCUUAGAGGUAGAUAUCAACAAAACACAAGGGGUAUACUGUUCCUAGCUGUCUCACAUUCAAAAGUAGCUAAACGUCGCUUGCAAGAACUUUGGGGUAAUAGGUAUUGCAAGUUAUUUGUUUUCUGACAUUUUGUGAAUCUCGCUGAACAUAAAUUCAAGCAUUUUUAAGUGGUGUGAGCGCUAUAUAUACAUACAAACACUGUUAAUAUUUACAAAGCCCUCGAUGUUAGCCAUAUUGAAAUAUCUUUGAAGCUACAGACCUGGGGCUUGGUAAUCAACUGAGAGAAACGGUAACUUUUCCUAGUCAGUUCUAGUAGUCCGAAACAGAGGGGGGGAAAAUGUCAGUGCCUUUCUCCAGUACUCACCUGCGGGUCCCUCGAGGAUUCGGCACCAUUCUCGAGGGACUAACCCGUGAAGUUCUUCGAGACCAGCCUGAGGACAUCCCCACAUAUGCUGCGCAGUACUUUGAAGCUCUUCUCAAGCAAAGAGAAGAGAGUGGUAUGGAUCCUGCUGAGUGGACUUCAAAACUGGAAGAUAGAUUCUACAAUAACCAUGCAUUCAAGAAUAUUAGGACAAGUCCUGAAAGGGAAAAAACACCAGAGAUGAACAUUUCCAAAUUUCCAGUGUCAAGGCUGAGAGGAAAUGGCAGAACUCAGCAUAAGACUACAAGCUACACGUGGACAGUCACCAAGAAAAAUCAUUUGAGUCCCAAACUGAGGAUGAAUCAAGUCAUUCAACAGAACUCUCAACGUUUUCCGCCACACAACCUCGUGUCUCUGAACAUGCGUCUUCAACUGAAAGCACAGAUGAAGAUGAAGAAAAUAAUAUUUCAGAGAAAUGCACUGUUUCAACGGAAACAGGACAUUCAGUAAAAAAGUCUGUCACAAAUAUGCAGAACAAUGAGGCAAGCAGCACAGAAAAGGAGAAAGACCCAGCAAUUACUACACUUAAACAUACUGACAGACCAGAUAAAGAAAUGGAGAGUGAUCUUAUUCCAGACCAAAAUAUAGCAAGG